Molecule: messenger RNA, 1750 nt
Organism: Ruditapes philippinarum (Manila clam)
Lineage: Eukaryota; Metazoa; Mollusca; Bivalvia; Venerida; Veneridae
Product: recombining binding protein suppressor of hairless-like
Biological process (GO): regulation of transcription by RNA polymerase II
Cellular component (GO): nucleus
Molecular function (GO): DNA-binding transcription activator activity, RNA polymerase II-specific; RNA polymerase II cis-regulatory region sequence-specific DNA binding
Source: RefSeq, a predicted model, not a curated record
UUUAAUAAUAAUUACUGGAAAAGUGAAUAUUCAACAUUUUUAAUAUGAUUAUGUUAUCAUAUAGAUAUACUUAUGUUAUAAAGUUUAUAUAAAGCCGAACUAGUGAAAUUACGUUUUGGAAAUGCCGUCAUCAGGGAAAUGCUUUCUUGUGACAGCAAGUGGGUAUGGUUACACUGUAGGGGCCAAUUUAGACAGAAACAAUGAGCAACUAAUCUACUCACUGGGCAACAAUCAUGUAAACUCAUCCCGCCCUUUUACAACUGAAGAUCACACACAAAAUGUCGGCCAUUACUUCAUGUCAGGAAGCCAGCACGGGUCCUACGACACCCAGCCCCGUGCCGAACAGCUGAUUGCAACCACAAGCUCGCAUCAUACAAUAAAUGGGCACAUGGCUCAGUCGAGUUAUGAUGACCCAGUUGAUUUAUCGAGCAGUAAACUGGUGAACGGUAUGAUCAAGGAGGAAAGGCCCCAGCAUAUGUUUGCCAGCCACAACGGGAUCAGGGUCGGCAUUCCUCAAGAUCAAGGUCUAUUUGCAGAUGGGAGUGGCCAGCCUCUAAUUCCAGGAUCGCUAACUCCGCCCAACAAGUUGAACGAGAGUAUGGUUACCAUGACAGCUCCCAAUCAUCUUGAACUUGGCACCCUCCCUUCAUCAAUACAGACUCCGCCUAGCCCACUUCCAACUCCGUCACCUCCUAAUAUGAGAACUCAUACAGACAUGAAUGGCUUCGAAUAUAAAAGUCAGUAUCAAGACCAAAGAUUAACCAGAGAAGCCAUGAGGAAAUAUUUGAAGGAUAGAGGAGACCAAAUACUUGUUAUUUUGCAUGCAAAGGUGGCACAGAAAUCUUACGGCAAUGAAAAAAGAUUUUUCUGCCCGCCACCAUGCAUAUAUUUAUUUGGGAACGGCUGGAAGCGGAAAAAGGAAGAGAUGGAGAAAGGCGGGGCCACAGAACAAGAAUCUACUGUGUGUGCUUUUAUGGGGAUAGGAAAUUCAGACCAGGAAAUGGUGCAGUUAAAUAUGGAAGGAAGGAAUUAUUGUGCGGCAAAGACACUUUAUAUAUCUGAUUCAGAUAAAAGAAAACAUUUUAUGUUAAGUGUAAAAAUGUUUUAUGGAAGUGGACAAGACAUUGGUGUAUUUCAUAGUAAAAGGAUCAAAGUGAUUUCUAAACCAUCUAAGAAAAAACAGUCUUUGAAAAAUGCGGAUUUAUGUAUAGCAUCAGGGACCAAAGUAGCUUUAUUUAACAGAUUACGAUCACAGACUGUGAGUACACGCUAUCUGCACGUGGAGGACGGCAACUUUCACGCUAGUUCUAUACAAUGGGGGGCUUUCACAAUACAUUUACUUGAUGAUAAUGAAUCAGAAAGUGAAGAAUUUACAGUAAGAGAUGGUUACAUACAUUACGGGUCAACGGUCAAACUUGUAUGUUCUGUUACUGGCAUGGCUCUACCUCGACUUGUGAUACGUAAAGUAGAUAAGCAGACUGCAGUGUUAGAUGCAGACGACCCUGUUUCACAGCUUCAUAAAUGUGCCUUCUAUUUGAAAGAUACAGAAAGAAUGUACCUCUGUCUUUCACAAGAGAGAAUUAUACAGUUCCAGGCGACGCCAUGUCCAAAAGAAGCCAACAAAGAGAUGAUCAAUGAUGGGGCAUCGUGGACUAUAAUUAGUACGGACAAAGCUGAAUAUACGUUUUAUGAGGGCAUGGGGCCGGUCAAGGAACCAGUUACUCCUGUGCCAGUAGUUAAUAGCUUACAG